AAAUUACAUAAUUUUAAUUUUUGGGUGAACUAACCCUUUAAUAACAGAGAGCCAAUGGGUGGUUUCACAGACUAAAAGACUAAAAUGCAUGUUUGAGUAUCCAAUUAAGUCAGGCUGUUUAAAUUGAAUUAAUGCUAAAUUAAAAAUACGUCUGAAUAUCUGAAAUAAUUCAAGGAAUUGCGCUUUUAGUCCACAAGGGGACAGAAGCGUCAUUGCGCGGCGGCGCUCAGAGGGGCGGGGCUUCGUAGAAACCGGAAGAUCAAAGUGUUCCGAGUGUUACACAUGAUUGGAGACCAAAACAAUGAAGGCGAUCAUUCAAAGAGUAACAAAGGCAAGCGUAACAGUUGGGGAGGAGCAGAUCAGUUCCAUAGGCAGAGGACUCUGUGUCCUGCUUGGCAUCUCAGUGGAGGACACACAGAAGGAUGUUGACUACAUGGUACGUAAGAUUCUUAACUUGCGUGUGUUUGAGGAUGAGAACGGCCGAGCCUGGAGCCGCAGCGUGAUGGACAGAGAGCUGGAGGUGUUGUGUGUGAGUCAGUUCACUCUGCAGUGUAUCCUCAAGGCAAAUAAGCCUGACUUCCACUCUGCCAUGCCGGCCGAACUGGCUCAGCCCUUCUACAACAGCAUGCUGGAGCAGAUGAGGGAAGCGUAUAAACCAGAACUCAUCAAAGAUGGGCAGUUUGGUGCAAAAAUGCAGGUACUCAUUCAGAAUGAUGGACCUGUGACCAUUCAUCUGGAGUCUCCUACUCGCCCUACAGACCCUAAACAGCUGUCUAAACAAGAGAAGCAACAACAGCGAAAAGAAAAAACCAGGUCAAAAGGCCCUUCCGAGUCCAGCAGAGAGAAGGCAGCUCUGCGCUCUAAAGCAGAUCCCAGCGCCAGCAGCGGAGCAGAGGGAGAUGUGUCCUCUGAACGGGAACCAUAGAGUACCUCACGGAUUUUGCAACUUGCAGAUCCAGAUUUUCCAGGGGAAUGCUGCUGUCUUCAGGGACAUCUCUCAUUGCAGCUCAUGCCUCAUUACUGUCCCUCUCAAAUGUCCACGAUAGUGCCCAGUCGGAUUUUCUUCUGAAACUUGGAUUGUAUAUAAACACAAGAACAAGUGGCAGCUCCACAAUUACCAGUAGAAAAAAAGACUCAGGCACAUAUAAGUGGUAUUUUGGCACUACUUUGAACAUAUCUGAAUAUUUACUAGGCCAUCUAAUUUAUUUAAAUGUAUACAUCUCUGUGAUAUGUUUUAAUAAAAACAGAAAAGAAAAAGGCA
Messenger RNA from Megalobrama amblycephala (Wuchang bream), 1261 nucleotides. It is a transcript of the gene dtd1, whose product is annotated as D-aminoacyl-tRNA deacylase 1. Gene Ontology annotation, cellular component: cytoplasm. Gene Ontology annotation, biological process: tRNA metabolic process. The record is from RefSeq and is a predicted model, not a curated record. The coding region runs from base 302 to 925 and encodes 207 amino acids. Lineage: Eukaryota; Metazoa; Chordata; Actinopteri; Cypriniformes; Xenocyprididae. Gene Ontology annotation, molecular function: D-tyrosyl-tRNA(Tyr) deacylase activity. The transcript has 6 exons.